This is a messenger RNA of Olea europaea var. sylvestris, 1489 nucleotides long. RefSeq lists its product as uncharacterized. NCBI's taxonomy places the organism in Eukaryota, Viridiplantae, Streptophyta, Magnoliopsida, Lamiales, Oleaceae. The record is from RefSeq and is a predicted model, not a curated record. Bases 196 to 1209 code for a protein of 337 amino acids. The transcript has 7 exons.
AAGUCGGUCAAAUUUAAUUUUAUUUCUAUUUUUAAAAAUAUUUUGCACUUAAAAACUUUCCUCUGGAUUACAAAGAAAUUAAUUCGCUAUAUAUGUAGUAAUUUUUCACCCCUCCGAAUAAGUUCCAUCUGCAAUACACUUGCACUAAAUUCUUUAAGCAUACUUGUCGUCUCGCUGGCAAUUAGCAACUAGAAAAUGGAAGGAGGCAGGGACCCUUUCUUUGGUUUUGGUAACCCUUUUGGUAGUUUCGGUGGUUUUGGAGGUCAAAGAAGCCUAAUGUCAAGCUUUUUCGGCGGGAAAGACCCAUUUGAUGAUCCCUUCUUCACGCGCCCAUUUGGCAACAUGUUUGAGUCAAACUUAUUUGGUUCCAUUGGCAGUCCAUUUAUGGAUCAGCAUGCUCCUGGAUUUCUUGAACAUCAGCCACCACAACCCAAUAGAUCAAAUGGACCAAUUAUUGAAGAGUUGAACUCUGAUGAUGAAAAUGAAGGAAGCGAAAGUGGAAAGAACGUGAAUAAUAAUCCAAGAAAGCAUGAGAGGUCUAGCAACGAGCCUUUCAUUGAGGAUCCAGACGAUGAAGCUUCUGAGAAAAAAAGUAAGCAAAUGGCUCCCAGAAAUGAUUUUUACCAGAUACAAAAUGUAAGGCCGCGGCCCCAAAAUAGCAGCUUUACUUUCCAGAGCUCCUCUGUUACUUACGGUGGUGCAAAUGGUGCUUAUUACUCUUCAUCUAGAGCAAGGAGGACGGGUAGUGAUGGAUUAACAAUGGAAGAACGUAAAGAAGCUAAUUCAUCUACAGGUCGAGCAGCUCACACUCUGUCGAGGGGGAUUCAUGAGAAGGGUCAUUCUGUGACAAGAAAUCUGAACUCAGAUGGUAGGGUGGACACAAUGCAAACCCUACAUAAUCUUAAUGAAGAUGAACUUGUCGGUUUUGAAGAAGUCUGGAAAGGAAAAGCUAGACAACAUCCUGGCUGGAGCGAAGGAUUCAAUAUGCAAGGUGUUACGGGAUCUGGAAGCAGUGGUCAGCAUGGGCCAAACAGGGGAGGUUGGGCGCUUCCUUCAACUCAAAGCUCAAACAACACAGGCAGCACAAAUCCAAGCAUGAGACAUGGGGUGGGUCCUCCUCGUUCACAACAAUCAGGAAGGAUUGGUUCAUCACGGGGUAGAACAAGAGUUCCUGGUGCCAAUGGUGUAGAUCCAACUAUGAGGCGUUAGGAUACUCAAGAUGAUGCUUUUCUUUGAAGUUCUUGAAAUGUGAUGCAUGCGUGUUGAUCUCUCGAGUCCCCCUUUUCUGCGCACAUUAUAGUUUUCUUUGCAUUUGACGCUGCAUGAUAUAUUUCAGGGAAGUAGCCUUGCACGUUUUGUAGUUCUUGAUUUGUGCCAUUGACAUUGCAUAUGUACUACUGGUGACUUUUUUGCAUUACAUCUAUGGAUGCCCCAAUUUACAGUGUCCUCAGGAUCCUUAAAAGAAUUUUAUUAUGGUGUUAUUUUUUCA